GUCUUGUUUAAUACAAUUAAUCACGAAAUAACGAUAAAAUUGGACUAUCGCCAUGUUUGACACACUUAUCACUACCGCAACAGAUCUGCAAGCGUUGUUGCUAAGUGGUAAGAUCACCAGCGUUCAGAUCGUCAAAGAGUACCUCGCUCAAAUCGACCGGCAUAAUGCGAAAUUGAAUGCGUUUAUCUCUAUUGCACCACGCGAAUCUUUGCUUCGUGUUGCAGCAGAGCUGGAUGGGGAGAGGCACCGUGGGGGGAUCAGAAGUCAACUACACGGAAUCCCUAUUGUGCUAAAAGAUUGUUUUGUAACUGCAUCAUGCCUUGGAAUGGAUACUACAGCUGGGUCACUGGCAUUUGUCGGCGCCAAAGCCAGGGAUAAUGGUGCCAUCGUGCAGAAGUUAAUCGACGCCGGUCUCAUCAUUUUAGGGAAAACCAAUAUGACUGAGUUUUGUGGCAUGAAAAUGAUUAAUUCGCCAGGACGAUCCGCUGCUGGUGGACAAACCUUGUCUCCUUACGUGGGCGACAUUGAGGAGAAUGAAGUCAUUCUGGGUCAUUCGUCUCCUGGUGGUUCUUCCACGGGCUCUGCGGUAGCUGUCGCGGCAGGGUUCAGUCCCUUUGCAUUGGGGACAGAAACGAUCGGGUCACUCGUUACCCCCACUGCAAGGGCGGCCCUAUUCACUAUCAAGCCGACUGUCGGAUCUCAGAAUUGCGAGGGAAUGUAUAAGAUGACAGACUUCUUCGAUAGUCCUGGCCCGAUGGCGAAGUCACCAGUAGAUCUUGUGAGCUUGUUUGAGAUACUGCUCAAUCAAAACCUAGGCCAUCUUGUUCCUGGUCACUGUGACUGGACUGAUCUAUCUAUCGGGUUUUUGUCUCCUACGAUUUGGAAACUAGUACCAGAGAUGUGUAAGCAGCAUGAGGGGACUGCAGAGCAAAUGGCGCAAGACUACGAAAGGACUGUGUCUUUACUGCGUAGUCAAGGUUGUAACAUCAAGUAUCCCAUAGAACUACCCGAUGCAGAAAACCUGACAGUCGAUGGUGAAGCUGCAAUAAUGCCUGUGGCAUUUUGGGAAUUCAGAGAGGUCGGUAUACCAAGCUUCAUCGACUCUUUUGAGGAGUGUGGUGUAACCAACCUCGAAGAUAUCAUUAAGUUUAAUGAAGAGAACAAAGAAAAUGCUCUCCCUCCUGGAGAAUCAGACCAGGAUCUUCUCAUUGAAGCAUUGAAUAGCAGCGCGAGCACGGAACAUAUCACUCACUUGGGGAAUAAUCUUCGAGAAAAGGCGAAAGGAAUCCUGCGGGAAGUGUUCGACAGGGAACAGAUAAACAUGAUCGCAGCGCCGACAGAUUCUGCACUGGCAGUAUACGCAGCAUCAGCAGGAUAUCCAAUUGGUAACGUCCCUUUGGGGCAGUUAAAAUAUAACCAGAGACCCUUUGGGCUUUGCUUAAUUGCAGAAGCCCAUGAAGAGGAAAAGAUCCUUCAAUUCAUGAUGGCCUACGAAACAGCCACUGACCCGCGUCCCACUCCCCACCUUCCACGGGAAUAGUCCUGCGGAUUUAAAGGAUUACUAUGUUAGUAGUAGUUGGCUUAAGUCUUGGCUAGACAUUAUUCGACCGUCACAGCCACGAGGAAACGGAAGGUGAAGAAUGAGGAAUAUUAAUUUAUAUAGUUGUUACUGUGUACUGGGAAAAUUUGGCUUCUAGAUUUGUUACCUUGAAUUCUUUAAUUAAUUUCUUAAUGUCCUUAUUCUUUGACGCUAGGAGCGGAUGUUUUGGAAGAAACUCCAUAGCUUUGAAUAUUGUUUAGUAUGCAUUCUGAGAAGGAGUUAGCUACAUCGC
Truncatella angustata is the source of this 1832-nucleotide messenger RNA. Its product is annotated as amidase signature domain-containing protein. The coding region runs from base 53 to 1540 and encodes 495 amino acids. Lineage: Eukaryota; Fungi; Ascomycota; Sordariomycetes; Amphisphaeriales; Sporocadaceae. The transcript is spliced from 8 exons. The record is from RefSeq and is a predicted model, not a curated record.